Messenger RNA from Prorocentrum cordatum, 3027 nucleotides. The record is from the annotation of a GenBank genome assembly. NCBI's taxonomy places the organism in Eukaryota, Dinophyceae, Prorocentrales, Prorocentraceae.
AUGGAGGUGGCGCCGGCCACUGCAGAGCUGCUGGCCGUCCUCCAGCGCACGGCCCAGUGCGAUGCGGCCACGGCCAUGCAGCUGCUCAGCAGCCUGCAGGUUGACAGGGCCGAGGCUGACAAGGCCGAGGCCGACAAGGUAAGGAAGGACAGGCGGAAGAAGGAGGAUAGGAUCAGGACAUCGCCCGACUUCUGCGGCUGGACGGAGGCCCGCCGCGCCAAGAUCAUGGCGGGGCCCGCCACCGACGCGCGUGUCGACUACUACUCUUGCCUCGCUGACGAUGCGGCGCAGAGCCCCAGCAAGCGCGAGGCUGCCAUCCUCCUCUCGGCGGCCGAGGACCAGCUGGAGGGCGGCCUGGCGGCCGCGGCCCUGGCGACCGCCGGGCAGGCCGCGGAGAUCUGCGCGGGGCUCGGCGACGCCGCCGGGGAGGCGGACGCGCUCCGCCUGGCGGUGCACGCCCACAGGCUGCAGGCGGAGCUGGCCAGGUGGAGCCCCAUCGAGCACGGGGGCGUCGGCGCAGCGCUGCAGAGCACGCGGCGGGCGCGGGAGCUCGCCGAGCCGCGGCUGCAGGCGUGCCGGGCCCGGGGCGACGCGCGGGGCGCCGCCGUGAUGCUGCUCUGCCUGGCCGAGGUGGACGCGGACGCCGCCCCGGGCGCGGCCGCCAUCCCCGAGGCCGCGCUGCAGGGCGCCGCGGAGGCCUGCAGGCUGUUCCGGGAGGCCCAGGACCGCAGGAUGGAGGCGGCGGCGCUGCUGGCGCUCUCGCGCCUGCAGAGCCGCGAGGGCCGCGCCGCCGAGGCGCGGCGCUCGGCCGAGGAGGCGCUCGCGCUGUACCAGGUGCUCGGCAGCAGGCGGGCGGAGGCGGCCGCCCUGCACGCCCUCGCCGUGGCGCUGGCCCUGGACGGCGACGUGCCCGCGGGCCUCCAGGCGGCGAGGGACGCGCUCGACGCGGCCCGGGAGGCGCAGGACCCUCGGGCCGCCGCCCUGGAGCUGGUCACCAUUGCCGCGUUGAGCCUCGACGUGGAGAGGCCCAACGACGCCCUCCCCGCGGCGCAGGAGGCCAUGGACGCCUGCCGCACCAUGGAGGCGGCGUUCGGGCUGUGCGCGGUCGCGGAGCAGAUCGCCGCGGAGGCGCUGGUCAUGAAGGACGAGACGGCCAGGGCCGUGGAGCUGGCGCUGAGCGGGCUGGAGAGGUGCCAGGAGUCGGGGGACAAGCGCGAGGAGGCGUUCGCGCAGGUGACGCUGGCGCAGCUGCGCGCGUGCGCGGGCGACGGCGCGGAGGCGGCCGCGGCGUGCGAGGCCGCCCUGGCGAUCUGCCGGGACCUCGAGGACGAGCGCUGGGCGGCGCUGGUGCGGCUGGUGCUGGCCCAGGCGCUGCGCGAGGCCGGCGACGCCGCGGGAGCGGAGCGGAGCGCGCAGGAGGCCGAGGCGUUUUUCGCAGAGGACGGCGACGAGCGCCACGAGGCCACAGCGGCGACGCUGCUGUCCAGCCUGCUGCUGGAGAGGGGCGAGCACGACAGGGCUCGGCAGUCGGCGCAGCGGGGGCAGGAGCUCUUCCGGGAGGCGCGGGAGGCGGAGCAGGAGCUGGUGGCGCAGCUCCAGGUCGCCGCCUGCAGCCUCCACAAGGGGGAGCUGGCGGAGGCCCUGUCGGGGAUCGAGGAAGUAUUGCAGACAAGCAAGGAUAUUGGCUUCAAGAGGGGCGAAGUUGCCGCUCUGAGCCUUGCCAUCGACGUCCACAGAGUCUCUGGCGAUGCCGGGCAGGCGCUGGAAGCUGCUAAGAACAUGCGCAGGGCAGCCCAGGAGGCUGGCAGCCGCAAGCUGGAGACCACCGCGCUCUACCACAUCGCGCGCGUCCACAUCGACAGGGGUGGGGGCGAAGCGAAGCUGGCCGCUAGGGCGGCGGACGCAGCGGGGAAGGGCGCGCAGAAGCUCGGCCACAGGACGGACCAGGUCUACAUGCUGAUCUUGGCCGCCGAGGCACGGCUCGAGGUGAUCCGAGAGCUGAGCGACAGCGCGGGCAGCGAGCGCUUGCUGAGGGAGAGCGCGAGCAGGUGCCUGCAGAACAUCGGGGACGCAGUCGCCCUCGCCGAGCGAACGGGCCGCUCGCACCUGCAGGCCCUGGCGACGUACUUCGAGAGCGUAGUGCUCCUCGCGCUGCGCGACAACCAGGGCGCCACCGUGACCUCGCAGCGGUCGCGCGGCUUCUUCAGGGAGGCCAAGGACCAGUCCGGAGAAGCCGCCGCGCUCCUGAUCUCGGGGGCCGGGGACGAGGAGGGCGUCAGCAGGGCGGCGGAGCUCCUGGAGAGCAUCGCCCCGAAGCCGCUCGCCCUGCCCGCGGGGAUGCCGCCCUGGUACCCUCGCGGGCGCCGCGUGGUCAAGAAGUGGGUGAAGAAGGAGAAGGCCGGCCUGAGCGCCGACCUGGUGACGCAGACUGUCACCCGUCUGGCCAAGGAGGCGAUCCAGCUCGACGAGGUGGAGCUCCACGGCGACAGCCCGCUGAUGGACAGCGGCAUGGACAGCCUCACGGCCGUCUCGUUCAGGAACAGCGUCCAGUCGCAUCUCAAUCUCAAGAUCUCGGCGGCGGUGAUGUUCGACUACCCCACGAUCAAGGAGGUCACGGGCCACAUACUGACGCUCGCGGGCGGCGGCGACGGGGACAGCGAGUACGAGGAGGUCGAGGUCGAGGUGGAGGACGACGGCCCCCCGCCGGAGUGGCUCGCGGCCCAGGGCGCCGUGGCAGCAGCGCCCGCCGUGCCCGCGCCGGAGGAGGAGGAGAAGCCGAAGGGGCUCGACCACAAGGUCGUGAUGUCGACAGUCAAGGAACUUGCGAAGCAAGCCAUCCAGCUCGAUGAGAAGCUCGAGGAGGACGGCCCUCUGAUGGACAGCGGCAUGGACAGCCUGACCUCCGUCGCGUUCAGGAACAGCUUGCAGCAGGUCCUGGGGAUCAAGAUGCCAGCCUCGCUGAUGUUCGACUACCCGACAAUGAGGGAAAUCACGGACAAGGUCGUCCAGCUGAGCUUGGAGCAGUGA